AUGCAAACACAAGUAUAUGAGGGGUUGUGUGAAAAUUAUUUUUCUCUUGCUGAACCACAAAGACAUAAAAUCAAAGUGCUUCUUUUGGACAUACUGUUUUUUCUUCUCGCUCUUCUCUUCCUUGUGGAUAUUAUGGCUAAUAACACAACAAGUUUAGGGAGUCCAUGGCCAGAAAACUUUUGGGAGGGUGUUAUAAUGUCCUUCACAGUGUCCAUGGCAACUGUACUUGUAAUUGGAGGAUUUAUUUGGGCUUUGUUUGUUUGUUUCUCUCGAAGAAGAGCCAGUGCCCCCAUCUCACAGUGGAGUUCAAGCCGGAGAUCUAGAUCUUCUUACACCCAUGGCCUCAACAGAACUGGAUUUUACCGCCACAGUGGCUGUGAACGUCGAAGCAACCUCAGCCUGGCGAGCCUCACUUUCCAGCGCCAAGCUUCCCUGGAACAAGCCAACUCCUUUCCAAGAAAAUCAAGCUUCAGGGGCUCAACUUUCCAUCCAUUUCUGCAAAGUCCACCACUUCCCGUGGAAACUGAGAGUCAGCUAGUGACUUUCCCUUCAUCCAAUACCUCCUCCACCAUCAACACUUCCCACAGUCUGGGCCGUCCUGAUUUCCACUGGUCCAAUCACACUCUUCGGAUUGGCCUUUCAACACCAGCUCCACCUGCCUAUGAGUCAAUCAUAAAGGCUUUCCCAGAUUCCUGA
Mesoplodon densirostris (Blainville's beaked whale) is the source of this 696-nucleotide messenger RNA. It is a transcript of the gene MYCT1, whose product is annotated as MYC target 1. NCBI's taxonomy places the organism in Eukaryota, Metazoa, Chordata, Mammalia, Artiodactyla, Ziphiidae. Gene Ontology annotation, cellular component: nucleoplasm. The transcript is spliced from 2 exons. The coding region runs from base 1 to 696 and encodes 231 amino acids. The record is from RefSeq and is a predicted model, not a curated record.